AUACACACACACCGAGAGGCAAGAGGAUGGCUGAGGCGCAGGUUGCAGCGGCAAGUAGCGAACAAGUGGCGCUCUCGUGCAAUGCUGAGUAUGCCACCUACCCGCGAGGGUCCAACCAGGUCUGCUGGGCCACGGCCUCGCUCAAGGCGCCGUUCUACGAGGCCGCUGCGCGUGCUCCUGUCGACAUAGUGGCCGUCAUCGACAAGAGCGGCUCUAUGCGCGGGGCUAAGCUGGACCUCGUCAAGAAGACGCUUCUGUUUUUGUGCAUAAUACAUCCAGCAUGCCAUCUUGUAUAAAUUUAUACUGCACACGUGCAGUAAAGGAGUGCGACAGGCUGUCCCUGGUGACCUACGACACCAAUGUCUACCUGGACUUCUCCCUCACGUCCAUGAGCACGACCAACAAGGACAAGACCAAGAUCACCAUCUCAAAGCUGCGCGAGGGUUCCUCCACCAACCUCUGUGGAGGCCUUGUCAGAGGUAUGGAGGAGGUGGUGCAAAGUGCGGGAGAGAGAGCUCAGGUCCAGUCGGUGCUCCUCCUGACUGACGGGCUAGCUAACCAGGGGGUCCGCGAUGCAGAGGGUAUCCUGGCCAAGAUGAGGGAACUUCAGGACCCUCCAGUUCAUGGAGAUGUGGCUCCAAAGAAAUUUAAGGGGUACUGUCUACACGUUUGGAUUUGGGUCAGAUCACGACUCCAAUCUCCUCGAGGCUAUCUCCAGUCAAGGAGGCGGAGUCUAUUACUUCAUUGA
Messenger RNA from Geodia barretti, 748 nucleotides. The record is from the annotation of a GenBank genome assembly. Lineage: Eukaryota; Metazoa; Porifera; Demospongiae; Tetractinellida; Geodiidae.